Messenger RNA from Sarcophilus harrisii (Tasmanian devil), 6985 nucleotides. RefSeq names its product zinc finger protein 420. Gene Ontology annotation, molecular function: DNA-binding transcription factor activity, RNA polymerase II-specific; RNA polymerase II transcription regulatory region sequence-specific DNA binding. NCBI's taxonomy places the organism in Eukaryota, Metazoa, Chordata, Mammalia, Dasyuromorphia, Dasyuridae. The record is from RefSeq and is a predicted model, not a curated record. The transcript has 5 exons. Gene Ontology annotation, biological process: regulation of transcription by RNA polymerase II. Gene Ontology annotation, cellular component: nucleus. The coding region runs from base 290 to 2773 and encodes 827 amino acids.
UCUCGGAAGGCUCUAGGAUCUCUAUUCUCUCAGGCAUCUAAACACAAAAACUGUUCCGAGAUACCGAACUACAUUUCCCAGAAGGCCUUGGCUGCGGGGGACGGAAGUAGGGAGACUGUUUGCCCAGAUACAGGAGCGGUUGCCAUGGCAAUACCUGCGGACCUGAGGGACCUGCUAGGAUGGAGGGAGGAAAGCGAUCUCUCACGUGAUUUCCGCUUCCUCCUACCGUUCCUCGUGCUGUUUUUCGGUUCUCCGGGUCCCUUCCGAGCUUGGGGAGACACAGAGGAGGAUGGGGACGAAGCCGCCGCUGAGCCGGGAGGAAUCACUGACAUUCAAGGAUGUGGCUGUGGACUUUACCCAGGAGGAAUGGGAUCACCUGAACCCUUCCCAAAAGGAAUUGUACAGAGAUGUGAUGCAGGAGAACUAUAAGAAUCUGGUGUGCUUAGGACUUGCAGUUUCUAAGCCAGAGGUGAUUUACCAUCUAGAGCAAGGGGGAGUACCAUGGAGGGCUGAGGAGGAAGUCCUAAGAUGGAGUUGCCCAGUUUUGGACAACAAGCCUGAAGGCAGUGGAUCACCUCUAAACCUGAUCAUUUCACUGGAACGUUCAGCCCAAGAAAAGCACACAAGGCCUGGUCUCUCUACCUCCAAGACAAGUCGGACGGGAACGAAAUCCCAUAAAUGUAAUGAAUGUGGGAAGGCCUUCUGUAACAAGUCAGCACUCUCUCGACAUCACCUUAGUCAUACUGGAGAAAAACCUUAUGAAUGCUCUGAAUGUGGAAAAGCCUUCUCCCGGAAGGCAGGACUUGCUCAACAUCAUCGUCUUCAUACUGGAGAAAAACCUUACCAUUGUCUUGUAUGUGGGAAGACCUUCUCAUGGAAUGGUGAACUUACUCAGCAUCAGCGGAUUCAUACUGGAGAGAAACCUUAUGAAUGUAAGGAAUGUGGGAAGAACUUCCGACAAAGCACACAGCUUACACAACAUCGGCGUGUCCAUACUGGAGAGAAACCCUAUCGAUGUAAUGAAUGUGGGAAGGCCUUCCGUCUGAGCACACAGCUUACUAGACAUCAUACAGUUCAUACUGGAGAAAAACCUUAUGAAUGCAGUGAAUGUGGAAAGACUUUCCGCCAGGGUACACAGCUGACUCAGCAUCUUCGUAUUCAUACUGGAGAAAAACCUUAUGAAUGUAAUGAAUGUGGAAAGGCCUUCCACCUAAGCACAUUGCUUAUUCAACAUCAGAAAAUUCAUACUGGAGAGAAACCUUUUAAGUGCGGUGACUGUGGAAAGGCCUUCCUCCAGAGUAUGCAGCUUACUAGACACCAGAAAAGUCAUACUAAAGAGAGAUCUUAUGAAUGUAAAGAAUGUGGAAAAGCCUUUUCUCAGAAGGCAGAACUAACUUUACAUAAACGUGUUACUCAUACAGGAAAGAAAUCUUAUGAAUGUAAGGAAUGUGGGAAGGCCUUUCACCUGAGGACAUUGCUUAUUCAACAUCUCUAUGUUCAUAGUGGUGAGAAACCUUAUGAAUGUAAUAAAUGUCGAAAAUCCUUCCACCGAAAGACACUACUUAUUCAACACCAACGUAUUCAUAUUGGAGAGAAAUUUUAUGAAUGUCUUGAAUGUGGAAAGUCAUUUACCUGGAGUGGAGAACUUACUCAGCAUCAGCGUAUUCACACUGGAGAGAAACCUUAUAAAUGUAAUCAAUGUGGGAAGACCUUUCGACAGAGCACUCAGCUUACUCAACAUCAGCGUAUUCAUACUGGAGAGAAACCUUAUGAAUGUAAUGAAUGUGGGAAGUCUUUUUACCUGAGCACACAGCUUACUCGACAUCAUACAGUUCAUACUGGAGAAAAACCUUAUGAAUGUAAUGAAUGUGGAAAGACCUUCCGCCAGUGCACACAACUUACCCAACAUCAACGUAUUCAUACUGGAGAGAAACCUUAUGAAUGUAAGAUAUGUAGGAAGGCCUUCCGCCUAAGCACAAUGCUUACUCAACAUCAGAGAAUUCAUACUGGAGAGAAACCUUAUGAAUGCAUUACAUGUGGGAAAACCUUCCGACAGAGCACACAACUUGCUAGACAUCAAAAAAUUCACACUGGAGAGAGAUCAUAUGAAUGUGGUGAAUGUGAGAAAGCCUUCUCUCAGAAAGCAGAACUUGCCAUACAUAAACGCAUUCAUACUGGAGAGAAACCUUAUGAAUGUAAUAACUGUGGAAAGACCUUCCGUCUCAGCACACUGCUGACUCGACACCAGCGUAUUCACACUGGAGAGAAACCUUACAAAUGCAAUGAAUGUGGGAAAGCCUUCCGCCUGAGUACACAGCUUAUUAGACAUAAGAGAAUUCAUACUGGAGAGAAACCCUACAAAUGUAAUGAAUGUGGAAAGGCUUUCCGUCUGAGGGUGCUGCUUAUUCAACAUCAGAAUAUUCAUACUGGCAAGAAACCUUAUAAAUGUAAUGAAUGUGGGAAGGCUUUCCGACAGAGAACACUGCUUACUCGACAUCAGAGAAUUCAUACGGGGGAGAAACCUUAUAAAUGCAAUGUAUGUGGGAAGACCUUCAGCCAGAGUGCACAUCUUACCCAACAUCAAACAAUUCAUACUGGGAAAAAACCUUAUAAAUGUAGUGAAUGUGGAAAGACCUUCCGCCUGAGUGCAUUGCUUAUUCAACAUCAGCAUGUCCAUACUGGCGAGAAACCUUAUAAAUGCAACAAAUGUGGAAAGGAAUUUCACAAGACCAUACAACUUAGGAGACAUCAGUGCUCAAGAGGAAAUUUAUGAAUGCAAUGACUGUAAGAAACCCUUCACCAUUUGAUCAUCUCCCACCCCAUAAUUCAUACUAAACAUAAACCUUGCGAAUAUAGCAAAUAGAAAAAACUUCUUUGUGAACAUUUGUCUUCUUCAACAUAAUAGGAUCAUACUGAAGGCAAAUCAUAUAUUCUGUUAGGACACACACCUCUGUAGCCUCUCUAACCUCUUUAAGGAGUAGGCUUCUUAAGCAAGUGAGAGACUUAUGUCUCUAUCUAGGAAUCCAUAAUCUGGCCCCACCUAUCAGGCAGACAGGAAGAUUAUUGUUUUAUUGGAGGAGAAAUGCUACUCAUGUUGGAUUAUAUUGGUGUGAUCUUGAAUAUCCUAAGAAUUCUUGAGUGUCAGCAAAAAGAUCAGCACUAUGGAUCUGAUAUGUAUGUAUGUAUAUAACUGCCAAAUAAUAGUGGAGUAGCAAUAUUGAUUGGAAUCAGCUCUAUCUUAUUCAAUAUAUUGACAGUGUUAAAGGCUCCAAACCAGUCAAUACCUGAAUACCCUGAUGAAGCAUACCUCUUAAUUAAAAUUUUUCAGAAAGAUAAGAGGCCAAAUGUGGCAGAAAACUUCAAAAAAACAGACACAGAAACAUUCACCUCAAAAGCAAGAUAUAAGGAAUUAAAAUUUUAGUGACUUUUUAAUGUCUGUGUAAUAGAAGGAUCCUCUGAGAAAGAAAUUCAGCAUGAACAAAUGUUCUCAUUACAGAAGUAAAAUGGAGGACAUAAUCAAAUGUCUUCUGAUGUUUUAAAAAAUGAUCUUGAAAUACUGCUUUUUAUGAGAUGGAAGACAUGAGGAACAGAACUGUUAUGUCAAUGGAAUUCUACAAAAACUAGUCCUCCAAAAAAUUGGUGAUCUGAGUGUGCAUGGAUUAUUGGACUUUGAAGGAAGAAACUAAGAGAAGUAAGGUAGAUCAGUAUGCAAUGCUAUGAGUUCAAGAUACUCCAAAUGUGGCAGUUAAUAUCAGAAAUUUAUGAAGAAUUAUGCCAUCAUCGUUAAACUUCUCAAUGAUCUUGUUAGGUAUAUGAUUAAAAUGAAUAGAAAGCAGGAGGACAAUAAGGCCCAGUGUGGCAACAUUUAAAUACUGUUGGGAUGAGAAAUAUGAGCAAGCUUUCAAACAAAAGUCAUGUUUCAUGUAACAUCACAUAUGCACUUUUGUUGGCUUUUGGAAACCUAAAGAAGUCCUUUGUUACAUAAUUGUGCCAACUUAGAAGUCCUGGAAAUCAUUUUAUUCAAGAAGAGCAGUAGUAAACCAGAAUCGACUGUAUAUGCUAAAUGAGGACUUACUGAGUGUAAGAUGUGCUCGUAUAUAAAUUGGAAUUCUUGCCUAUGAAAUGACUUUGAUAAGUAUUCAAACUGUGUGGCCCCAUUGCACAGAAAAUAAUCCAUCAUCUUAAUGUUUUUGUAAAUGCUAUAUGAUAUAUGUCUACCAGGGUUUAAUAGAUAUAUGAAAAUAGACUGGACUAAAUGUCAUUGGCUCCACCUACUUACACAGUUUCAGAAAAUGGCAUCCCUUGAAUGAAUUUUAUGGACUUAAUUUAGCCGGGGGGUCCUAGUGGGAGUUGAAAGCAAUAUACUCACACCCCCACUUUAACAUCUGAGUUCAAAGGAGUAGAAAUCAAAAGGGAGUGGAAAACAAAUUAAUUUAAGCCUUAGAUUUCUGUGGACUGGCUUAAGUAUCUAAAAGUUUGAUUCACAAAUGACAAAAUAACUUCUGAAGCUGUAAACCAGAAGAGCUGAGGUACCAGCCCUUAGAAAGGAGGCCACUGUGGUCCUGCCUUUCAUUGAAGAACCAGAAGUUGGCCACCAGAACAAUAAUACAAUUUCAUCAUUGGUACCAGAGGAAGGCCAAAUCACUGAGGGGAACAGCCCAUAUUUUGUCUAAAGAGUUCAUUUUGUUUCAGGACUAUCACACCUUGUUCAAGAAAGAAUAGAGUUUAAUUCCCUUUAUCUCCCCUGAUGUGGUGAAUAGAUUGCUGCUCUUAAAAUCUGGAAAAUUUGGGUUCAAAUUCUGUCUCAGUCAUUCAUUAACUAUGGGACUCAAAGCAAAUCACAUAACCUCACCUAAUCAUACUACUUCAUGCUGCUUCUUCUUGAUAUUUGUUCUUCAUCCUCAUAGAGACCUCCAUUCCCUCUACUCCUCAAUACUUUUUCCAGUCCAUUUCCCUUCCUCAGAUUCCACUUUCUACCUGUUCCAAACUCAACCCAAUCGUUAAGUCAUUUCAACUCUACAUUAUCCCCUGCCUUACUGGCUUGUUCUAUACAUGGUUCUUUUGUCAAACUCCAUCCUUGUAUUAUUCCCACUGAUCACCUACUCAGCAGUCACUGAAGGAAGUCUCAUAGCUAUGUUGACUUUAAAUCCAUGUUAUCAAUUUUCAACUGGACCCUCAUUACAGCAAGGCAGUCCUUUUAUUGUUCCCCAGUAUCUCACUAUAGAAACAAAAGUUUCUAUAGAAACUUUUCUGAUCUUUCUCUUUCCUCCUCAAAUCCCCUGUUUUUUCUAUUUCUUUUGUCAGCUGUGAAUCUUAUCUCUUUAAUUUGAAAAUGAAAGUCCUUCAUUUAAUUUUCUUCAUCUCAGCAACCCUUGACAUCAUUGGCCCCUCUGUUCUUUUCUCUGUUUCCUACAAAGAAGGGUCCCUGCUUGCCAGAACCAAUCCCAUCAAUAUGUGUUUGAUUCCAUUCCCCUUUAAAGAGAUUAAAAUUGCACCCUAAAUCUCUUCUUUCCCUUAGCUGCUGGCUCCUUCCUGAUUACCUUCAAGUGCUCAAGUCUGUCCUGUUCUUAAAAAAAAAUCUUUACUAAAUCCUGUCAGUCCCUUAAGCUAUUAUUCUGUAUCUCUUCCCUUUCUCAGCCAAAUUCCUUGAAAAAGUGUCUGUACUCAUUGACUCCCAUUUCCUCUCCUCUUACUCUUUAAUCUUUUUGACCUCAUCCCUCAACUAAAAUUUCUCUCUGUAAUUCUAAUCUCUUAAUUGUCAAGUCUGAUAGAUUCACAAAACCUAUUUAUUGCAUUUGGCUCUUCUAACAACUUUCUCUUUCUGGGUACUCUUGUUUUUUCUAGCUUUUAUUGUCACUUCACUCUCAUGCAUAUCCUCUUUCAGUAUCCUUUAAUGGCUCACCAUCCCCAUCACAACUCCUAACCUCUGAUAGUUUCCUAAAUUCUAUUAUGAAUAUGCCUUUCCUUCAUCCUCUGUGUUCUCACUAAGUAACGAGUGUACCUAGAUAAACUAGGUAACUAGAUAUACAUCUAGUCCCAGAGUCUCCCUUGAGUUUCUGUCCAACAUCACUAGUUGCCUUUUAGACAUUUCAAAUCAGAUAUCCCCAGAGACAUCUUUAACCCAACUUAUUUAAAACAUAUUGAACUUCUCUUUCUCCCUCCACCCUCCAUCGUGACAUUCUGAAAUAGUCCACUCUCCCUCACCCCAUAAAUCCAAUGAAUUGCCAAGUCUUACAUUCCUAUCUUUACUACAUCAGAGCCCUUUUCUCUAUUCACAGAGAUACCACCUUAGUUCAGAGUUGUCCCUCUUCGUUUCUUGUAAUGUAAAAGUCCCUUAACUCGUCUUUUAGCUUUAAGACUUUUCUUAUCUCCGUCCAUAUUACAUUGUUGUUAAAGAAUUUUCCUAAAGGCAAUAUUGGCCAUGUGACUCUCCUUAACCAAAUCUAGUAUCUUCCUAUUGCAUCUAGUAUAAAAAAACAAACUCUUCUGUUUAGCUUUUAAAAACCCUUCACAUCCUGUCCUCAACCUCUAUUUCACAUUUCCCUGAACAUUAUUCUUCGUCUUCACUGUGUGGUCUAGCCAGAAUGACCUUCUCUUUUCUUCACUCACUGCACUCCAUCUCUAUUCUCCAUGCCUUUUUAUCAGUCAUCCUCCAUAGAUGGAAUUCACUGUUUCCUCACCUCUGCUUCAGAAUCCCUAUUUUUCUAUAAGGUACAGCUCAAGCAUCAUCUGCUGUCCAGAGUCUUUUCUGACUCCCCCAGCUGUUAAUGUCUUCUCUUUCAAAUUGGUUGUAUUUAACUGCUUUCCAUGUGCAUAUUAUUUCUUAACUUUAUAUUUAUGCUGUAUAUAUUUGUGUGUUGUGUCUUGUAUAAUGUAAAGUCAUCAAGAUUUAAGUAUUGUUUUAUUCUUUGUGCUUGUAUAUCUAGUACCUGGCAGAGUGCUUGUUACAUAGGAAUUGUUUAAUAAAUAGUUAUUGAUUGAUGGA